Messenger RNA from Chanos chanos (milkfish), 797 nucleotides. RefSeq names its product trypsin-2-like. The transcript is spliced from 6 exons. Lineage: Eukaryota; Metazoa; Chordata; Actinopteri; Gonorynchiformes; Chanidae. The record is from RefSeq and is a predicted model, not a curated record. Gene Ontology annotation, molecular function: serine-type endopeptidase activity. Gene Ontology annotation, biological process: proteolysis. The coding region runs from base 1 to 729 and encodes 242 amino acids.
AUGAGGUCUCUGGUCUUCCUUGUGCUCCUGGGAGCAGCUUUUGCUUUCGAGGAUGACAAGAUUGUUGGAGGAUACGAGUGUAAGCGUCACUCCCAGCCCUGGCAGGUGUCUCUGAAUGCUGGGUACCACUUCUGCGGUGGCUCCCUGAUCAACCAGAACUGGGUUGUGUCUGCCGCUCACUGCUACAAAUCUCGUAUUGAGGUGCGUUUGGGCGAGCACCACAUUCAGCUCAAUGACGGCACAGAGCAGUUCAUCGAUUCUUCUCGCGUCAUCCGUCACCCCGAUUACAACUCUCGGACCAUUGACAAUGACAUUAUGCUGAUCAAGCUGAGCACCCCAGCCACUUUGAACUCGUACGUGCAGCCCGUGGCCCUGCCCAGUAGCUGUGCCCCUGCUGGCACCAGGUGCACCGUCUCCGGUUGGGGAAACACCAUGAGCACCACUGACGAUCGGAACAAGCUGCAGUGUCUGGAGAUCCCCAUCCUGUCUUUCACUGACUGUAACAACUCCUACCCCGGUAUGAUCACUGAUGCCAUGUUCUGCGCUGGAUACCUGGAGGGAGGCAAGGACUCAUGCCAGGGUGACUCUGGUGGCCCUGUUGUGUGCAACGGUGAGCUGCAGGGUGUUGUGUCCUGGGGCUACGGCUGCGCUGAGAAGAACCAUCCUGGCGUCUACGCCAAGGUCUGUAUCUUCAAUCAGUGGAUUGACCAGACCAUGGCAAACAACUAAAUCCAACUCCAGUCUAAACCUCCAUGAAAAACAUGCUAUGCUAAAGCAGAGUUUGAUAUCUGUUAGCA